AUACUUUUCCGCCUCAAUUUUGUUUCGACGUCCGCCCAGUGAACAGCUCAGUUGCGUGCGCGUUCGGUUUUUCGCGGUCUCUCGAUUUCUUUUUUCCUUUUGCGUUUCGUUUCGGUUUCGGUUUCGUUCGUUCGUUUUUCUUUUCGUUUGCCGCCAUCGGUUGAUUCGAUUGUUUUCCAUUAUUGCUUUUCCCGUCUUCUUUGCGUUCGUUGUUCGUAAUUGUUCUUCCUGGCGCUUUCUGGUUUGUUAGUUUCUUUUGUGCGAAUUUUUCGAGGGAAAUUUUUGCGCUGGAAUUUCCCUUCCGCGUGUGAAUCACACCAACAGCAACACCGGAAGUCUGAGACAUCCCAACCAACGUAUUCCAAACGGCAAGAACGUGAAAAUCGUGGUGGGUUAUUUUCUUCAACAGUUUGCUGGAAAGUUUAAAAAUAACGGUGCAAUUCUUCGCUUCUUUCUCUGGAAUUAUGAAUUAUUUAAUUUACGCUGCGAAGUGUUAUAUUAUUCGGUUCUGAAAAACCCCAGCAGUGUUAUGUAAACCAAAAGUUCAACUCGUGCCCGUCAAAGUUUUGAUAAAGAAGCAAAAGUUGAAGCUGACGCCGCCGAAACCGAGUGAGAAAUUAGUGCAAAUAUUAUUUUAAAUAAAGGAAGAGAGAGAGAGAGCCAACAGAAUCGGCUCAACGAGAAGUUGGAAUAUUCAACGUUCGGGCUAAAAAUAGCAUUAUUUAUAACUUUUGUUUGAGACUUGUUUAUUAUUGUAGAUAAGAGCAUCCCUCAUUUGAAUUGCAGAGCACCGUUGUGUGGGACCGUUCCAAGGCGUCACCGUUUUUCCGUUUCUCCAGUCCGGCAGGCGGGCGAGAAUACCCCGAAACGAAUAUCAUCAGUAUUACUAUAAUAUAAGUCAAAAGGAAGCGAAUUUAGAAGAAUAUAAGCAAAAAAAAAAACUCGUUGGAACAAUCCAAUAAAUCCUGCUACGAGAAUAAGGACGACGAUAAGAGCCAAAUCGAGACUACUUUUUACUUAUAGUGCUUAUACACACUCACACCAGAUACCAGAAACGUACUUCCAAGGCGUUUAUAUAACGCUCGUCACUUUUUACAAGUGUCGAAAGAAUAGCGAAAAAAAAAAGGAACUUUUAAUAGCUCAUAUAGUGACUGACUGUAGCGUCGAGGCUACGAAAGGAGCAACUAGGCAGGCAAAAUUACGAUUACAGCGACGACGACCACGACAACCACGACGACGGCGGCGACCACGGUAGAAAGCAGUAGCGAGCCGGAGACGAAGACGACUGUCAUGAUGACGAACGGUAUUUCGGCCGACAACCAAACUAACGGCGGGAGCCAGGAGGACUCGAAGACCAAUCUAAUCGUCAAUUAUCUGCCGCAGCAGAUGACCCAAGAGGAAAUCCGCUCGUUAUUCUCCAGCAUUGGGGAGGUGGAAAGCUGCAAGCUUAUACGAGAUAAAGUUACGGGUCAAAGCUUGGGCUACGGAUUCGUCAACUACCAGCGGGUGGAGGAUGCAAGCAAAGCGAUCAACACACUCAACGGCCUAAGGUUGCAAAACAAGCAAAUCAAGGUAUCCUUUGCACGACCAAGCUCCGAGGCAAUCAAGGGAGCGAACCUGUACGUGUCCGGCCUGCCGAAGAACAUGCUGCAGGCGGAUCUGGAAUCGCUGUUUAGCCCGUACGGACGCAUCAUCACCUCCCGCAUACUGUGUGACAAUAUUACAGCACGUCAGUAUAAUUCCUCUUCUGGAGAAACGUCACCCGGUCUUUCCAAGGGCGUCGGCUUCAUCCGGUUCGAUCAGCGCGUGGAAGCCGAAAAGGCCAUCAAAGAGCUCAACGGUACGAUACCGAAGGGUUCCACCGAACCGAUCACCGUCAAGUUCGCUAACAAUCCGAGCAAUACGAAAACCGUUCCACCGCUGGCGGCCUAUCUGGGACCACAGGCAGCGCGACGGUUCCCCGGUCCGAUCCAUCAUCCGACGGGACGAUUCAGUGCCAUUCCAAACUACAGAUACUCACCGCUAGCGGGAGAUCUGCUGGCCAAUACGAUGAUCCCGACCAAUGCCAUUGCCAACGGGUCUGGGUGGUGCAUCUUCGUGUACAAUCUGGCACCGGAAACGGAAGAGAAUGUGCUGUGGCAGCUGUUCGGUCCGUUCGGAGCGGUGCAGUCGGUUAAGGUCAUCAAGGAUCUCCAGACGAACAAGUGCAAGGGCUUCGGCUUCGUCACGAUGACCAACUACGACGAAGCGGUCGUAGCGAUCCAGUCCCUGAAUGGAUACACGCUCGGCAACCGGGUGCUGCAGGUCAGCUUCAAAACCAACAAAUCCAAGAACUCGUAAGGUGCUGUUGUCGCCGUUCGAAGAUCGCCCGUUGUUAGCCCAUAGCCUACGUUUCAGGAGAUUGUGAGAAGGUGAACGAAUGUUGAUUUUGGUUCGGUUUUGAUUUCUUUUGGAUUUUGGAUAAGACGAGAUGCUUCUAGAGUUACGAUCACCUUAAGCUUAAGAACGUGGAAUGCAAAUGUCAGUAUUUGGACCUCGAUGCCCCCGGACCGGUCCGGAAAGUAAGCUCUUCCAGAAAAUGAGAUUCACAAACAGAGAGAAAGAAGAAAUGACGGAAAAGAAUCCUCCAAAAUAUACAUACACAUAUUAUGAUAGCAAGGUAGUAGUGGCCGGUUGUGGGUUCCAGGAUUGUGAUAGAACCACAGCCACGCACGGUCAGCAGCGAGCGUACGCGAUCGAUCUUGAUCGCGAAUCGGGUGUAAAACAAUUCCAUGAUUUUUUUUUUGUUCGAAGCGGGUGUUAUAUCUGCGGAUGGUUUGGUGGGAGCUCGUCUGGCUCCGCACCAUCAAGAGGCUCCAUUUUACAACCGUCUUUAGGGAAAAAGUGUUUUGAUAGGAGAAUCUUUUUACUAGAUAAAUUUAGUCACACGUGACUGGUAUGCAUGGAAAAGUAGGGAAAAUUUACACAAGCUGACGUAGGAGAGCACGAAAGGUGAGAUACUUCUGUGAGUCGAUAGUGCUGCUCUUUUUACUAUUGAGUUUGUUUUUAUCUUGCUUGACCGUUGAGUUCUUUUUCCGAACGUUGAUUUCGUUGAGUUUCGAUGAUUUUUUUAUUCUUCUGUAUCAUUGUUUUACUUUACACUUUGGAGGAUUUCUUUUCGUAUGUACAUUACUGCUGACGCAAUUGUAAUAACCGUUUAUUUUAAUUUGUUACAUCAUAAGUUUGUACCUUUGAGUUGUAUGGUUUUAUAUUGGGACGUUUGAUUUUAAGAAAUAAAGUAAACAUCCAACA
Messenger RNA from Aedes albopictus (Asian tiger mosquito), 3291 nucleotides. Its product is annotated as ELAV-like protein 4. NCBI's taxonomy places the organism in Eukaryota, Metazoa, Arthropoda, Insecta, Diptera, Culicidae. Gene Ontology annotation, molecular function: RNA binding. The record is from RefSeq and is a predicted model, not a curated record. The coding region runs from base 1291 to 2340 and encodes 349 amino acids. The transcript is spliced from 8 exons. Gene Ontology annotation, cellular component: ribonucleoprotein complex.